AUGGGUAUGAUGUGUCGCAAGAGCAUCUCCCAGUACCAUGAGCAGCGCUGGAAGCGCAAUAUUGACCGCCGCUGGCAUGGACACAACACUACCUUCUCAGUUCAUACUGAGGCGCCCUACUUCGAGACUGUCCAGAACGGUACUUGCGUGUUGACUCCCGAGGUUACUCAAGGACCCUAUGUCUACCCUCCUUCGCAAAUCCUCCGUCAGGAUAUAAGUGAGGGCCAGCCUGGUGUACCACUGUGGCUAGAUAUUGGUGUUCUCAACAUGGCUACAUGUGAGCCUCUUGAAGAUGUUCUUAUUGAUAUCUGGCAUUGCAAUGCUACAGGUUCCUACUCCAGCUUCACGCACCUGUCGCCGAACACUCCUUUCCCUGAGAUUCUUAAGCAGGAGGGCAUCAAUGAGAGCGACUUCAAGAUGGGUGUCACUGACCUGCAUACUGAUGACACUACCUUCCUGCGCGGAAUGUGGCCUACUGAUAAACACGGUAUGAUGGAAAUGAAAACCAUCUUCCCUGGAUUCUAUAUCCAGCGUACAAUCCACAUCCACGUCCAAGUUCACACCGACUGGUCUCUCCGUGAAAAUGGUACUAUUAUGACUGGUAAUACUGUCAGCACUGGCCAGCUUUAUUUCGAUGAAGCACUGGAACAGAAGAUUAUGUCUCUCGAGCCCUACGCCUCUCACACGCAAAUCAACCGUACCACCAACGCCGAUGACCUUGUUUUCCCUUACGACACGGCUGGAGGCUUCAAUCCUGUUGUUAAUGUAGUACCCAUGGAUGGAAAGGACGUGACUAAGGGAAUGAUUGGUUACAUUACCCUUGGUGUUGAUACCAGUGCCAUUGAACAUGGUGACAACUAUGUCGGCGACCCAUAG
This is a messenger RNA of Aspergillus luchuensis, 876 nucleotides long. Its product is annotated as intradiol ring-cleavage dioxygenase. The transcript is spliced from 2 exons. The coding region runs from base 1 to 876 and encodes 291 amino acids. Lineage: Eukaryota; Fungi; Ascomycota; Eurotiomycetes; Eurotiales; Aspergillaceae. The record is from RefSeq and is a predicted model, not a curated record. Gene Ontology annotation, molecular function: iron ion binding; oxidoreductase activity, acting on single donors with incorporation of molecular oxygen, incorporation of two atoms of oxygen.